ACGCUUCAGAUUUGGGGCAGUCAACCUCAGAAAUGCUGCCAGCUCUGGUCCUAUUCGAGAUCCCUUGAAGAGGUAGUACAAUUCAAAAAAGCCUUCCUUCCAUGUCUGGAAUUUAAGCCAUUUCAUAAAAGAUGAUGUUAUUAGCUUUGAAGUAUUGAACAAGUUGCUGGAGUACAGAAAGCAGAUUUCAUAGUCAGAUGGGUAACUGAAUAAACCAAUUGCUUAAGUGAACUGAAUCUGCUUUUUGUGAUGAAAGAAGAAGUUGUUGGAGCAGAUUUUCAAACUUUAGGCUCUGGUAGUCAUUGAAUGGUAUACCCAGCCCAACUUCUCGACAAGCUUCAAACAUGACAUCCCCAAGGAACCGGACAGAAGAACAUCCAGUUAUGUUCUCCAUUUGAUAAUCUGACCUUAGCAAGUAACCAUAAAAUAGCAGAUUUGGAACACUUGGGGCAUUGAGGACCAUUCUGGUUCCUUGGUUGAAUACAGAAGAGCUAUCAGAGAUCCCAAAAGAGUAAGACAACAAUCUGGAGCAACAUGGAUGCAGAGAUCUUUAGUCCUGUUGCAAUCGGACAAGAACAAAUAUUCAAGGACAGGAGUUCUAGAAGUGAGUGUAAGGAUUGCAUUCUCAGGUCACAAAAGGUGAGCCUCAAGCUAGUUAAUGAUUUACGGUUGAGAACAUGGGGGACUAAGUGAUAACAAGGAUCUCCAUCAUUCACACUGAAGUCAAGAUGUAAUUCUUCAACAUGUUUUCCUAUCGCAAAUAGGAUCCAUGAAUCUACAGAUGAAGACAUUUCAGGAGUCAAAAUUGAUGAAUUUCAUCCUUAAGACUAUGUAAAAGAUGGCUGCAACUACAAGUAGCCCGUGGAAAGGGAAAUCCUGUAGUAAUUGGCAAGCAUAAACCAACCUUUUUGUGCCAGUGCCAUCAAAUUAAAACCCAAGCAGUGUUGAAUCUGUUUAUGUUAUGUGGUUCAACCGAAUCAAAUAGAGAAGGAGGCAUUGGAAGUGGUGAAUUUCAGGCUUUGGAAUCGAUUGUCAACCCUUGCAGGGUCAUGAAGGUUGGCCAUGAAAGUAGAAAGGUUAUAGAGUAGCCCUCCCAUUUGUUUGCACAUUCAAGGUUUGAACUUGAAUUCUGUAACGUAGAAAUCUCAUGCUUGAACCCUUGGUCGUUCUCCUAAGAGUAGAAUUGCGGA
Molecule: messenger RNA, 1190 nt
Organism: Rubroshorea leprosula
Lineage: Eukaryota; Viridiplantae; Streptophyta; Magnoliopsida; Malvales; Dipterocarpaceae
Source: the annotation of a GenBank genome assembly